Molecule: messenger RNA, 6231 nt
Organism: Anopheles gambiae (African malaria mosquito)
Lineage: Eukaryota; Metazoa; Arthropoda; Insecta; Diptera; Culicidae
Gene: Naprt
Product: nicotinate phosphoribosyltransferase
Exons: 12
Coding region: 1303-3747 (814 amino acids)
Biological process (GO): NAD+ biosynthetic process
Molecular function (GO): nicotinate phosphoribosyltransferase activity
Source: RefSeq, a predicted model, not a curated record
UUGGGAACGGUUGUCCUUCAAAGUACCUUCAUGAGAGAGCCGACUGCUGUUGCCGGAGUGCAGUUUUUGUAAAGAAACCUUCAUCUAACGUAUUGCAUCGAACAAAUCAGCGUUCAUCAACUCAUCUACCCUGGGCACAGCAGUGAUUUCGUGAAGUUUCCUCCCCCCGGCAAACAUACCCAAAGCGGUGCAAAAACACGGCCCACCACAGAAAUCCUACCGCCUACCAUCUCAGUCUCGCCGUCGGGUGGGGAGGGUGGGGAGGCGCUCGCGCGCGCGUAUAUUUACGUCCAAUAUAGCACCAACACUAGCGCAUAACCGGUUGUCUGCCAGUGUGGUGUGCGUGAGCGCGCUGUGUUAUGUGUGGCGGGUUCUCUUGUAGCUUGCGGGAGAAUCGCGUUUGCUUUGCUCAUUCAAAUCUAUUCUACUUUUCCACCGCAAAGGUCGUGAUUUCCUUUCCCGGAGCAGCAGCAGCAGCAGCAGUUGAAGCAGCAGAAGGAAUCAUAGCGGUGUAUGACCGUGAGCACAGGCUUCGAGCACAGGUUCACGAAUAGCCCGAGCAAGUCGUGUUUGUGCUAAGCUCACACACAGCUUCGUAGUUUUUUGGCGGCAGCCGUGCACCUUUAUCGUUGUGCUACUGUUUACAUUUUAAGGUGAUCCGUUGUAAUCAUUGUAAUUUGUGAGUUAGACAUCAAAUUGUGCGUGUGUGUGUGCGUGUGCGUGCUGAAGAUAGUUUGUCUCCCAACCACACUCGACUCGUUUUAAAGUGUCCCCCCCCCCCUUCGACUCCGAACCACCCUCCUUCACCCUCCUUCACCCCGCUUCACCCUUCCUUUGCGAUGAGAGUGUGAUAAAAAUAAAGAACUAAAACACUGCGUGCAUUAACAUUGUUGCUAGAGACUGGGCGGAGAUGAUCGUGGUGUUUGAUUUACGCGUGUGUGAAAUAGAGCAAUAUCUUUAGACCGUGCGUAACCUUUCAUUCUUCUGCCUUCUCCUCUUUUCCCUUCCAACCCGGGUGCAGCACUGACACAAGAUAUUUCCUGUGAGAAUAAUCGGUCGUCGUCGCCGUCUUCGUGUCGUUCAUCAUCACCGCGCGUAAUCACUGUGUUGCUGAGGUCAAAGCGUCGCAAUCGGUACACGACUUGUGCCCUAAUCUUGCCCUGUGCGUGCGAUACGGCCUACAGGUUCGACAACACAGUAGGCCGUUCGAACGCGGCCUGAAGAACAAAACGAUAGUGUGAGAUCGCGUGUGUGAGAAGCGGAAGCUGCAGGAAAAAAGCCGGAGAAAAGGAAGAAGAGGAGAUGUCCUCGUUAAAUCGCGAACUGUCCACGGACAGCGCGUUUGCCGCUGGCCGCAACAGUUGGAAUCGCCACUAUCAUAACAGCGUCGUGCAGCCUCUGUUGACAGAUCUGUACCAAAUAACGAUGGCGUACGCUUACUGGAAGUCGGGCAAAAUCGACGACCACGCCGUGUUCGAUCUGUUCUUCCGCACGAACCCAUUCCAAGGCGAGUUUACGAUCUUUGCCGGGCUGGAAGAAUGUUUGAAAUUUCUCGACAGUUUCCACUACUCCGAAACAGACAUUGAGUAUUUGAAACAUGCCCUGCCCCAAGGCAUCGAGGACGAGUUUUUUGAGUAUUUAAGCCAACUGACGGCGAAGGAUGUCACGCUGUAUGCAAUAGAAGAGGGAUCGGUCGCUUUCCCAAGAGUUCCCUUGAUAAAGGUGGCCGGGCCGCUAAUUAUAGUACAAUUGCUUGAAACAACACUUUUGACGCUGGUAAACUAUGCGAGUUUAAUGGCCACAAACGCCGCCCGGUAUCGUAUGGUCGCUGGGAAGCACAUACACCUGCUGGAGUUUGGGCUGCGCCGUGCCCAGGGCCCGGACGGGGGCCUCUCCGCCUCCAAAUACUCCUAUAUCGGUGGGUUUGAUGGUACAUCGAACGUGUUGGCCGGCAAGCUGUUUAACAUUCCAGUGAAGGGUACUCACGCACACGCCUACAUUACCUCGUUCACCGGAAUCGACGAGCUGAAGACGCGCGUACUGCAGCACAAGGAGGAUGGAACGACCCGCGAUUUGCUGGAGCUUGCGAUGGAACAUCGAGCCGCAAUCGCGAGCGUGCUGGACGUUUCCACGGACGAGAGCAGCGAGGGCGAGCUGGCCGCGAUGGUGUCGUUUGCGAUCGCGUUCCCGGACGGGUUCAUGGCCCUAGUCGACACGUACGAUGUCAAGAGCGAUAAAGCUCUCGGUGAACCGACGGAGGAACUGUCCGAUCCGCCCGAUAGCGUUGUGUGCGAUUCGCUCUGUGCCGGUCGGCUGCUCGAUCAGGACGCGGAUACAGGUUCGCUGCUUCCGGUGGGGUGUACCGCGCUGCCCGAAAUACCGGAAGAGGAGUGCAACGGAUGCUGCGCGGAGGAGCACGGCGAAACACCCUGCACGCUGCAUGACGAUGUGGAUGGGGAACCAUCAUCGGCAGGCGAUGAGCAGGAGCAACAGGCUGAAGAGGAAGCAACUGAGCCGGACGCGGCGGAAGAAUCCUGUCCACCACCAUCGAUCACGGUGGAAGAUGAAGACGAGGUGCCGGUGGGAGAGGGCGAACCAGGCAAAGGUGGAAGCGAUGAAAAUGGCAAUGAAGACAUUGAAGAUCAAAAUGUACGUAACGCAACGGAGCAGGAGCAGGAGGAGCAGGGCGAAGAUGAUGAGUCACAUGAGAAUCAGGUCGUUGUACCAGAGGAGGAGAUUGAGGAGCAGAAAGAAGAGGAUGAUGGCGGUGGCGAUGGUGGUGGUGGUGGUGGUGGUGGUGAGGAUGAGAUUAUCCGUUGUGCAAACUGUGAAGCAUUGAACACCAUGAUCCAUCAUCUCAAGUCCGUUGGAAAGUCCUUCAGCCGAACGUGCUGGCUUGAGCGUUCCCUUGCCGAGUUUAGUAGAGUAGCGGCACAUCAUAUAGAACUGCUCAGCUAUUACGACUUGACCCGCCACCAUCACUCCCUGUCGAGGAGCGGAUUGCUGAACUUCUGUGCCGUAGCGCUGGGGCUGAACGAUCAGGGCUACCGUGCGAUCGGCAUUCGCAUCGAUUCCGGCGAUCUGGCGUACCUGAGCUGCCUGGCGCGCGAAACGUUCGAGCGCAUCGCGGAACGGUUCAAGCUGCCGUGGUUCAGCAAGCUGACGAUCGUGGCAUCGAACGACAUCAACGAGGACACGAUACUGAGCCUGAACGAGCAGGGCCACAAGAUCGAUUGCUUCGGCAUCGGAACGCAUCUGGUAACCUGCCAGCGGCAGCCGGCCCUCGGUUGCGUGUACAAGAUGGUGGAGAUUAACAACCAGCCCCGGAUCAAGCUGAGCCAGGACGUGGGCAAGGUGACGAUGCCGGGCAGCAAGAACGUGUUCCGGCUCUACGGAGCCGAUGGGCACGCGCUGAUCGAUCUGCUGCAGCGGGUGGACGAAAACCCGCCCGAGGUCGGCCAGAAGGUGCUGUGCCGCCAUCCGUUCCAGGAGUCGAAGCGGGCGUACGUCAUUCCGACCCAGGUCGAACCACUGUACCGGGUGUACUGGGCCGAGGGACGGGUGGCCCAGGUGCUGCCGUCGCUCGAGGAGGUCCGGGAGCGGGUGCAGGCUUCGCUGCGCACGUUGCGCCAGGAUCACAAGCGGACGCUGAAUCCGACCCCUUACAAGGUGGCGGUAAGCGAUAAUCUGUACAACUUCAUCCACGAGCUGUGGCUGCAGAAUGCACCGAUCGGCGAACUCUCAUGAUAAGUCGGUGGUCACGCGAGACGAUGGAAAUUGGAACUCUGGUUCACACACACCACCACCACCACAACAAACCUUGUAAAGGCGUGGUGCGCGUGUUGGCAGUUUGUGUUCUUCGAUUUCAGCAAACAACAUUGAUGCAGUGUUGUGCGGUUUAUGGUUUUUUUUUUAAGUUAUAUGUUUCGUUUUCUUUAGUUGUUUUGUUUUUAAAAUUCAUCCCAAAACCAGUGGAAACUCCUUUCCGUGGGGUGCUGUUCCUGAAACAACUUUCACGUUUAAAAGCAUCCGGCCCAUGGGAAUGGCAGGGGAAAAAAGAACAGCUAUUCUCAAAACUAAUCCCCUUUUACCAAGGGUGCUGUUAGGAUCAUCGCACAGAUUGUUUGUGUGUGUGUUAGUGAGUGUAUUUUGUGUGCAAAGUAGUAGUGCAACGUUUGUCAGUAGAUGAAGACAGUUUUUACCGGUAAAACCACAUUUCAAUACAUAAAACACAUACAUAAACGACGGAAUUUGUUGUUUGCGCCCCAGAAACGUGCAAUUGUAUGGUGGUGUAGUAGGCAAUAGGGAGCUUAAAGUCUAGCAGGUGCGAUAUAAAAUGUUGGUUGGUCUUUCUCCCCACUUGCCCGAGCUCUCAAGCUGGACGACUGUGGCGUUCGUGGGUUACAAAUUGUUAUGAUGCGCGCUAGAUUAGUUAAUGUAGUAGCUACACUCUUUCCAAGCCAUAGGGGUUUGCAUGAAAGCUUAUUUUUAAUCGAAUAAAAACACGGCACCACAAACAAACAAACACGUACCAGAUUGGAUCACAAACACACCUCUACGGGAACCUGCAAUACGUUGUUAAAGUAUACAUAUAUUUUUAAAUAUAUUCAUAUUGUGACAGUCAUUCCUUUUUCUCCAACACGAUUCCAUUCCCGACUCUGGAGCAGACUGGAGGAUCAAUUGUUGGAUUAAUAGUUUCUAUAGACAGAGAACAGGUGUGACUAGUGAGAAAAGAGAGAACAAAAACACAUAGCUCUCCAACAUAUUCACCCAUAACAACAACUAAGCGCACCAAAAAGGCAUUUCUAACCCAUAAAGCUCCUUAAAAGUCCACAAAAGCACAUGUAAACCAUUGAGCAGCGUACGUUACAAUUUUGUACCUUCUUCCAAUUAGCAAAAGCCCCAACAGGAAUCCCAACAGGACAGGACAAAUGGAAGUAAAACGAUUUAAAUUUGCCCCGCACCCAGUGCGGCGCAAUCGAUAUUAUCCCUUCAGCGACCCAAAGGGGGGGAAAGGGAAGCGUCUUGUGAUAUUGAUGGAUUUGUUGUGUAGAGUGUGAAAGUUCGUGUGAGAGCGUUUAAACGAUAAAAUAGUAGAACUAACGUUACCAAGUAAAUGUAAAAUGGCAAGCAAUUUGUUGCAAAUUCAGAAAAGAUUUCGAGAACAAGGAUAAGAGGAUGAUCUGCUGUUUGUUGUUUGUGUGUAUCCGUAUACGGUGCGAUAAUGAGUUUAGGAGAUUGAAAAACAAUUUAAAAAUGAAGAAACACAGUACAGAACAAGCUAUUUAAUGUAUAUGAGUAGAUGUGGUGUGUUCUAUCUAGGGCGCAAAGGUGUGCAGAACUCUUUGCUACAGCAAACGAUCACCGUGCCUUAAAAUUGAGUUACACGAUACACACAUUUUGGUAGGAUGUUUUGGCCACACAGGCACACGAUACACCUCAGUGAUUGCACAAUUUGAAGAGAGUUGUCAUAUACACACACACACACACACACACACCUAAAACUACCUUUGAGUGCUCUGAGUAAAUACAUUGCCAGAAAUGUGAUAGUCCGCCCCACUGCAACACACUUUAGUUUAGAAGAGGGAACACAACAAAAAGGCAAACAAACAGCAAUAAUGAAUUACUCUUUUAAAAAUAAGCUUUCAUGAUAUGGAUUUCAAUUACUCUGGUGUGAGCAAAGCAAUACUUGGUACAGUGUAUGAAGCCGGUCAAAGGCAUUCCACUGUUUGCAAAUGCAAAAAAAAGUCUAAAAUAUGCUAAACUUUGCAACUUUACACUCCUACACUAUUGCACUGCUGCUGCACGAUGAGAUGAUGCAUUCCUUCGAUUGGACAGUGGGGGCGAGCAACAGCAAACCAACCCCAUGGAACAUGUUCUCGUUCCGCAUACACAUAACCAACACACACACUUUCUCUUGUACAAGCAACUUUGUACAAGACAACUUUUGAACGUUUCACUAUCCUCGGGUAAAAUGGGGCUGAAGAGAGUUGUUUUUAACGCGACACUUAUUUACUGUUGGAACACGUUUAGUGGUAUAGCUGUAAGCUACGAAAUAAACACACACUCACAAAACACAAACACACUGUAAUAGUAUGCAAACUGUUAAAUUGUACGAAUUAAACACGCGCGGCUGGUAGCUUGUGACGAGGGAUGAUGGAAUAAAAUGUGUGUUGCUGCGGUGAAGAGUGUACCAGCAGGAGGGAGGAGGCGAUCGGUAUGGCUUAAUAA